CAAACUGUGCUGGGCAUCGUUGCGCGUCAAAACAUUGCGUCUUUGCACGACUUGCCAGGGCCCAGGAGAGCUGGAGACAAGAGACAACAAGAGCAAAGGACGUUUUUACAAAGGAAGAAGCGCCAAUGAACGUCUGAAAUUGGCACUGCCACGAAGAAAACAAAGAGGUGCGACAUUUUUCUGGCUACGCGGAGGUCCCCAUUUCUCCCCCACAAAGGUGUUUGCCUCCCGACCCACCGCCCACCACGGCCCUCACCUGUGUGUUGCGGUGCUUCCCCUGUGAGCCGACCUGGGCCGGCAGUCCCUUCUUGCACCGCCCGCCGACCCCGCCCAUGGUCAGAAUGACGCGCUCCAAGACCUUUCAGGCCUACUUGCCGAGCUGCCACCGGACGUACAGCUGCAUCCACUGCCGGGCCCACCUAGCCAACCACGACGAACUCAUCUCUAAGUCGUUCCAAGGCAGCCAGGGCAGAGCCUACCUGUUCAACUCAGUGGUGAAUGUGGGGUGUGGUCCUGCAGAGGAAAGAGUUCUGCUCACAGGCCUGCACGCUGUAGCAGAUAUCUACUGUGAGAACUGCAAGACCACCCUGGGCUGGAAAUAUGAACAUGCCUUUGAGAGCAGUCAGAAGUAUAAAGAGGGCAAGUUCAUCAUCGAGCUGGCCCACAUGAUCAAGGACAACGGCUGGGACUGAGCGACGAGCCCGCCAGGACGCGACCGCAGCGGAAGGGGAGCGGGUUGGGUGAAUGGAUGGGGAGGGUGGGGAGGGUGUUAGGGGGUUGUAGUGGGUGAGUGUGUGACUUUGGUUUGGCUGAUUUACCAUUAACCUCUGUAAGUCCCUGCCCAUUCCUCCCCUCUCGCACACACCGACACUCACACGUGACGCGCGUCGGGUUGCCGACAUCCAAGCCGGGAGCCGCGGCAGAUGGCCGACGAACGCGGUCGAGACGAGAGCGCUCCUUUUCUUACCGAAACCCGAUUCUGUAUCUUCCGUAUCUAUGUCCGCGCACCGCUUGAGCGUGCGCUAGUGUUAAAACCAGCUCAGAGGAAACGCAUCCAGCAGUCGGCCUCACUCGGCUAUUCUGUCCCACCCCCCAUAGAUAGCGAUGACCUAAGAUGAUUAUAGCAAAUCGACAUGAUUGGGGCAGUGCCAGCUGGGCCAGUGAUGAGGCUUGGCACGGAGGCCCGAGCACAGCGGGCGGGAGCGGCGCUGGCUAAACCCCCGAAGGGGAGGGCGAGGGAAAGAUCCCGUUCCAGUAAUGCGGGAGCUUCGACGGCUUCUGGCCGGGAUCCGGUCCGGCCGCUUUGAAAGAGAUCUAGCUCUGCCGUCAUCAGCUUCUCUUAAAACCUUGCCGUUUGCUUUGAAAGCUCUUUAACGUGAACUGCAGAUCUUUGCAGCAAAGGUCUGGGGUGGUCCCCAAAGUCCUCUUGAAGGCUCAAAAAGACCAGAAAGCCUCAAUUGGAUGGCGAGCAAUCCCAAACUAUGAACACCAACAACCAAUAUGAUUUUGAGAAAUGGCCAAAGUAUGAAUAGUUUCAUAGGUUUUCAGUGUUUUUGAAUAUUUUCAUGACCACAUUGAAGUGUACUGUGGAGGCUAAAAAAAAGCUAAUCAUCCACAUAGUGGUGUGCUGUGUCUGUGCAUUUCUUACUUUAGAGGAAAUCACUUCUUUGACCUGGACUGACUUUUUCAGACUUUUUAUUUGCUCUCACACUCCAAUGAGAGACAUUUACAUAUGUUCUGUGUAGAUUACUAUUGAACAGCUGUCACUGGCUGCCAUAGACAUCCGUUCCAUUUUGACAGUUGAGAUGGAUAGGACGUCUCUAGCCCUCAAUGGCAGUGAAUAUUAACUGGUCCUAACACUCCAUCGUGAACAUACCUGGAAACACGAAGCAGUUUUGAAGCUCUUCCGUCCUCGAAUGGAGAGCUCCUCUGAUGGAAAUGUGCUUUUUCAAAUGAGCGAACCUAUUCGACUUUCCAUCUUGUGGAAUGCACCGCAAAUAUACAGUAUGCAUGAGCUAAAGUGCCAGUUGGCUUUGAGUCUCCGCUUCUUCCCAGCUGAGUGGGUUUCUGCCAAUGGCACCAUUUCAGAUCCAUCUCCAUGUCAAAAAACAUAACGGAUGUAAAUAGGAACCAGAUGUAGGGCAGUAGGGUGUCGUCGUUCCUGAGCUUUUGUUGACACUUGUUCCAACCUCUCCAUUAAGGUCAUAUUAAAACUCAUCACAACCAAAGAAAGCACCCAUCAACACUAACCUGACCAAGCAAAAGAUCCUAUAUUGCUCGGGCAAAAGUUGUGCAAACGAGGGUGUGUAUAGCUGAAAGCCAAGGCUGUGGAUAAUUCUUGUCUGUCAUGUAUUUCACAUCUUUUAUUUUAUAAAACAACAGAUCUUAAUAUAUGAAUAUAUUGUAUUUACUGUAUUCGCCAAGAAGAAUACUCUUCAUGUCGACCUCCGUGUUACAGAAUGUAAAUAAUGUCACUGUCAUGUUUUAUCUGCAAACCCCGCGAUGAUGAAUGAAUUUGAUUUGGGUCAUGUCAGGCUUUCUCUCUGGUCGGCUGUACAAAAUGACUUUUUUUACCCGAAAUGUUUCGAUUUUAAUGUCUUUUGUAAAGAGGGAUGCUGAUGUUGACUUCAUGUUAUUGGAUCAUCAUCUAAUAAAAUGCACCUUGAUAUCUGAAUGGACAGUUUUAUUGUGAGCAACAAUUGCUAUAUAUUAUUUAUAGUAUAUACAUUGGUGGUUAUUUUGGGAAAAAAAAAAAACCAAAAAACUAAACAGGAAAUGACCCUAAAUGUACAGGAAAUGAUCUGGGAAAGCCCCAAACUCUUUAGAAAGUGAUCCAAAAUCACCUGAAAGUGACAAAUUAGCGCUGCAAAAUCAACAGGAAAAACCCCCAAAUCAACAGGAAGUCACCUAUGAACAUGAACUGAUACGGAAAUGCCCUAAAAUUAACAGGAAAUUAUUAAGUGUACAGUAAUAUACGGUGUAUCACAAAAGUGAGUACACCCCUCGCAUUUCUGCAGAUAUUUAAGUAGGUCCUAUAUCUUUUCAUGGGACAACACUUUGACACAAUGAAAAGUAGUCUGUGUGCAGCUUAUAUAAUAGUUAAUUUCCCCCUCAAAAUAUAGCCAUUAAAAUCUAAACCCCUGGCAACAAAAGUGAGUACACCGCAUGGGAACUACAUACAUCCCUAAAUGUCCAAAUUGAGUACUGCUUGUCAUUUUCCCUCAAAUGUCAUGUGACUUGUUACAGGAGUGCUGUCAGCAUUGCUGCAGAGAUUGACGAGGUGGGGGGUCAUUCCCACCACCAUUCUUGACUGUAGGCAUGACACAUUUAGUUGUAGUGUCAACUGUAGUGGUGUCAACAAUAAUCGAUGCGGCGAUGCAUCCUUAUGCGUUGCAUGGACGAUUCAAUUCGAUGCGGGCAACAAGCCGAAUCGAUCCAACGCAUUUAAAAAUAUAUAAGUACGUUCAAAAAUCUUCCCUGCGCAAUUCCGGUGAUGCAACGGAUUUGGGUUCCCCAUUUGUAUUAUUAUUCUCAUGUUUCAUUUUUUACACACUGCAUAAUUGGUCAAGUUUCCCACCAACCUCGUAGAAGCCAAAAUGUCUCCAGAUGUCAGCUUUCAAUGUCUUAGGUGCAUCAAUAAUCUUUCUCGCUCCCUCUUUCUCGCUUCAGCCAUUGUUAUGUUAUGUCCUAUCUCUUAGAGGUUAGAUCUUGUUCACGAACCCGAACGGGUCGGAUCGGGCCCAAAAUGUUAAGCAUUCACGUUUGGGUUAGGUCAGGUCGGGCCGCCGCGCCGGACUAAUAAAUUAUUUUUAAAAAUGGGAUAAAACUGAGAGCAGGCUCUCUGUAUUGUGCAUUUGCUUGUGCACGCACAUGAAGCAGUGGCACCGCCCGCUUUUUCUUCUUCUCCUCCGCUGUGGCGCUUGCGAUUCGUUACGAAAGACACUUUUAUUUAUGCACACAAAGGCAACACAAAUGUGAUCCUUUUGAAUCUUCUGUGUGUCUGCAAAAUCGCAUGUUUUUUUUUUUUUUUUUUUUUACAUUAAACUUUCCCAGCGUUAUUUUGUUGUGUAAAUGCUUUUAUAAUGAUCAUGAAAAUAUUUAGACUAUUUAAACAUUAAGAAAACUUGUGUUUUUUCUGCCAACUCGAAGAAAUGAAAAUAAAUUGCUGCUGCUGCGUUUUUUUUUCUUUUUUUUUUCCGCGUCACUCCAAGGGCUUCAAUACCAGCGGGCCAUGUCAGGUCGGGCUGGAUUUUUUAGGCCCAAUCUAACCUCUACUAUCUCUCGGCUCUCUCGAUUGCAAAAAACUGAUAUUUCCUCAUGUUGAAACAGAUUGUUAUGGCUGCUAAAAUGCUGCUGCACUUCAUUUUAUUUUAAUUCAUUAUUUUUUAUUGUUAUGUGGUAGUUACUGAUUGCAUUUCUAAGUUAAUUGCACAUAUAAAGUGGGCUAGGCCUACAUUUUACUUUUGUUCUACAUUGCAAUUUAGUUGAUGUUUUGUUUGCAACUGAACUGAUCCCUGGAUUGAUAUUGGGAUAAAGAUGCUGCUGCACUACAAUAUUUUCUUUGUCGUUUUCUUUAAUAUUUACUUGAAUACUUUUAUUGAUGGGUCGUUGUGACUAAAAUACAGUGACUGUUAUUACUGAUUUUGCACAGGAGUUCAGAUGUUGCACUGUGUGAAAGGCUGCUACUGUGUGUAAAAAAAGAGAAAGCCCUGGUCUCAUUCAAAGCACCAAUUAAAUGCUGUGAUUUUUUUUUUUUUUUUUAAACAUAUAUAUCUGAAAGUAUUUUCAUUUGACUUCAACCAGGAGUGACACAAGAGCCAAUAAAAAGUUGUUAAAUGUCUGACCGCUUGUGUUGCCUCAUGAUUCAUGAAAAAUAUGCUUUGCUUUAGAAUUUUAAUGCAUCCCAGGCUUUAAGGCAUCGCGAUGCAUUGCCGAAUCGAACCGAAUCAAAUCGUGACCCUCUGAAUCGAAUCGAAUCGUAAUCGAAUCUUGAGGGCAGUGCCGAUGCACACCUCUAUAUCUUUGUACUCCUCACCUGGUCGCCGCCACACAUGCUUGAGAGCAUCGGAACCAAACAAAUAAUCUUUGUCUCAUCAGACCAUAGGACAUGGUUCCAGUAAUCCAUGUGCUUUGUUGGCAUGUCUUCGGCAAACUGUUUGCGGGCUUUCAUGUGUACCGUCUUCAGGAGAGGCUUCCUCCUAGGGUGACAGCCAUGCACACCAAUUUGAUGUAGAGUACGG
Molecule: messenger RNA, 5240 nt
Organism: Corythoichthys intestinalis (scribbled pipefish)
Lineage: Eukaryota; Metazoa; Chordata; Actinopteri; Syngnathiformes; Syngnathidae
Product: protein yippee-like 2
Exons: 5
Coding region: 333-692 (119 amino acids)
Source: RefSeq, a predicted model, not a curated record